UCGUCAGUUCGGUGAGUGACGUAGAUGGAAUAAGUUGUGCUUUGCCGUCGCUCGCUGUUGUGCAUUGAUUGGACGUCGGAAGGAAUCUGUUGUGUCCCCUUUUUCCUGUUACCCUUUUCCGCGUUGUGCAUUGGAUUAUCGUCUGCAGAAGCUCAGCGGAGCAUCGUGUGGAUAUAUCAUUAAAUUGCAUAUUGUAAUCAUUUGGAAUUUUAUGUGAAGUUUUUUGUGGAAAUUGUUUUUAUUUUCUGUUGGAAUUCCCGAUGAGGCCUUUGCUGCUGCAGGAUGACUCUCGUGUUGCCUUUCGGAGGUGAUCAAAUUACCAAUAAUCCAUUGUUUACGGGCUCUGGUAGCGUUCGAAAUUCCAACAUGCCUUGCGGGUUUGAUGGAGAGCCAUUGGACUUUGAAUCUGCAUUGAUGAGAGAUUGGUCCGCGGAUAUUACCGAUUAUAGUACACCGUCAGAAGAUUCUUCUCUGAGGACGCCAUCUGAUACCAAUGACUUGAAGAGAAAAAUAUCAACCGGCAUAAGUGAUUCUCAUCAGUCAUGCUCCAAAAAGUCGCGAAUCGAAGAGCAAGCGGCCACACCAUUGCAGUCGGACAUAGUAUCAUCGUCGUCCUCCACAGAUCAUGGAAAUACCAUUACAUCAUCCAUAUCAUUUGUUCAGACACCACUGGUCAAUAGUGUUGCCUCUUCAUCGUCUUCAUCAUCUUCAUCUUCAUCUUCGGAUGGCCAGGAGGACGAUAAUUCUGCCGAAGCUGACGAUGAGGAUUACAUUCCUCGUAGAAGAGGCCCACAGAUGUGGAAUUCUCGUCAAAGGUGGAAAGAUGAAAGGAAAAAAGUGCUCAAAAUGUCCAUAAAUAAAUUGGCCGAGAUAGAGGACCCCGAACUUUGCCUUCUUAGGUCGGUCCUAAUCAAUAAUACGAUCAAAAAGUUACAUUUGGACAUUCGAAACGAACGCCAAGCUAAGCUUCGGCAACGUCAACAGCGGAUGGACUGUUUUGCUGAGCGAUUCCAGCCUUUAAAUAAUACUUUAGGUAAUGUAUCUUCGAACCAUUUCGCAACGGACUUUGAUUCAAAUGCUAAUAAUGGACACUGCGGCAGUGAAGUGAAAGAGUCCACGAACAGUAAUCAUUCAAAUACGUCUGAUUUGUACGAUGAAUCAUCGUGUGAUGAAAUUUUCGGCAUUAGCGAAGACUUCUUACGUGUCAUCAUUCCAGACAGGCAAGUCUCCAGUCCCAUUCCGACUAGCCCUGUCAACCAGUCGUGCAUGAGCGAAACGGCAAUGGACACCAGUGAAGGCACCAAUAACAGCAGCAACGAGGAGACGAUGGACUCUGUGACAGUGACCUCCCGUACCACAUCUGACAGUGCCGAUUGCCCAACGUCCUGUUAUAACAAUAACACUUCUUCGCCAUCCUGUGAUAGUGCAGUUGACUGUGCAUCGCCUUAUUAUAAUAGCCGAAUACAAAAUAAUUCUCAGACGGUUACUUCUAUGACAUCGUCGCCAUCGGCGGUCUUCUCUCCUUCCUCCCCUUCCCCCAGCAGACGACUUGUCUCCACCGGGAGUAGCCAGUGUGCCACGCAGUUUAGAACUAAUCGCGAGCUUACUGGCGGCAGCAGCGGAGGAGGCACUUUUACUCCAAGUUUUCCUGUCUUAGAAUCCGUUGUGUAUCACAGCCUCAUGGCAACUUUAGAAACAUCGUCGUGAACAUCAGUCAUUUCUGCGCCCCCGCUUUUCUCCUUUUUUAUUGUUUGAGGGAUGCAUUGAAAUAAGAAAUAUUCUGUUUUUAUUUAAAAAAAUGAGCUUGACGGGAUAAACUUAAGAGUUAUUUAGGUUAUGAGGAGUUGAAAAGUAGUUUAUGGUAUUUUAAAUUGAUUAUUUAUUCUUUGAGUAAAAUAAAGAUAAAUGCCAAUUAUGUAGCAAGUGAAAUGUAAAUUAUAUUGCUGUAUUUGAAAGAAUAAUGAAAAAAAAUUUGAUACUUUCCUAUUCUUGUAAAAAUAUCCAAUGGUGUAAUAUCAUUGUACAAGUUUUUCUGUGAUUGUAAAUCUAUCAAAUUAGGCUGAAAUUUUAGAAAAAGCUAGGUCAGGCUAGAAAUACAUGGAUUGAAUGUUUAGCUGAAUGAAGUGAAUGUUAUUUAUUCAGCAAAAGUAUCUUAUGCCAUCAUCUCAUCAGAUGUAUUUUUACUCAUAAGAGAAAAUUGAUAAAGAUUGGUAAUUUUUUGAGUUCUUUCAUAUGCAUAAGUUACAGAUGUAUAUUUUAUGGUAGUAUGAGUAUUAAAAAAGGUCAUUAAUUCACAUUUACACUAAAUAAUUUAUUUUAAAUUCAAAUUCAGUAUUAAUGUGAAGUUAUGGGACCAGAGUUUGACAUUUUGUGAUUUGCAUCAUAAUUGGCAUAAUAUCUAAAAUAUCAUUUUCUUCCAAUUUAAGUGUCACAUUUCUUGCAUCAGUGUGUUCCUCACUUGAAAGGAGAAGUCACCCUCAUGACAAAGGUUAAAGAAAAUGGACUUCGGUUGUGCUCUGUAAAAGCUUGUAAAUACAAAAUCUUUCUUUCUUGCUUAAACCAAUUUAGUCAUAAUUUCUAUCUUAUUUGGAUGCUGGUUUAAGCAGUUGAAUAUCUAUGUGAAGUUUCAGGCCGAUUCUUACCAGGCAAUGACCAUACUGCUGGUUUUGAGUUUCUAAUGAAGAUGGCAAAUUUUAGGGUAACAGAAUGACUUAACAAUAUGAGAAGAACAUUUUCUUCAUGGAAAUUAUUAUGACAUUUAUUUUUUUUAUUUAUUUUAAUGUUAAUAAAAAAGUUAAGCUUUGAAAAUCUAAUAUUUUCUGCAUGGAAAUUUUUAUUACAUUUAUUAUUUUUUUUAUUUUAAUGUUAAAAAAAUUAGCUUUGAAAAUCUAUCUCAUUAAAGAUUUAAUUCAAGUAAAUUACAACAAACAGUUAUCAGUAAGCAGUGAAAAAAAUUUAAUGCUAGAAAUUUAACAUUAAAAGAUUUUCGUGAAAAUUCAGACCAGCAAUCUAAAUUAGAAAUUCAUUUUUGACAUUUCAGUGUGUUAUUUGUGAAUUUUGUCAUUGAAUUGUUAAAUUUUUUUUUUUCAAGAAUUAAAAAUUUUCUCAAAUUAAAAAGGUAUGAUUCAGCUAUUUUAAAAUACUGCUGCUGCAUGCUUUGACUGGUGUAGCCUUAGUUACAGAAGGGCAUUUACAUAGUUUUCUACAUUAUGCACAGGGAGUUUCAUAGGUAUAAAAUAAUAUUUUUAUUACACAAUUGAAAUAUUUGAUAAAUGCAAUAGUGUAAAGUAAUUAAAAAAAAAAUCCUUUCUGAAUGUUUUGCAUUUGCAGCUUUGUUUGCUGUAAAAACUCAAUCUUUAAAUCUCUCUGAAAUUUCCAUUGUAUGUGUAUUUUAACUAUACGUAUGUAUGAAAAUGGACCAAUACGCAAUUAGAAACAAAAAGUUUUAAGAUUUUGUGUUAACUGCUAAAAAGCAACAAUUUGCAGAUAAUUUUUAAGCACACAUGGCCUGGAAGAUUGGUGGUAUUGUAAGAAGAAAAUGUCAUUGGUAAACAAUAUCUACAGUUUCAAAUUUAAAUUCUUUGUAAUUAAUCAUGUACAAAAUGUAAUUAAUGCUUAAAGUCUAGUGGGUUUUUUUUUUACUGAUUGCAAAUGCAGUAAAGUUAUUUCUGCUUGUUAAUUAUUUUGUAAUAUGGUUAAAAGUAUAAAAAUACUUAGUAGUUUUUUUUUUUUUUAUUUUAUUUUAUUUUUUUUUUUUCUAAAAUUUGUUGUUUAAACGAAAUGUGAAACUUUUCUAAAAAUUGUAGUUAUUCAUGUUUUUUUAUUAUUCUUUCUGUAUGAACUGUAUAAUAAAUAAGAGUACCUUUUAAAACUCAUAUUCUAUGCAGAGCUUCUCAAACUGGUAUAAAUUGUGUAGAAAGUAUUAAAAAUUGCAGAGAUGUUUGGG
Molecule: messenger RNA, 3946 nt
Organism: Stegodyphus dumicola
Lineage: Eukaryota; Metazoa; Arthropoda; Arachnida; Araneae; Eresidae
Source: RefSeq, a predicted model, not a curated record